Penicillium cinerascens is the source of this 816-nucleotide messenger RNA. RefSeq lists its product as uncharacterized. The transcript is spliced from 3 exons. NCBI's taxonomy places the organism in Eukaryota, Fungi, Ascomycota, Eurotiomycetes, Eurotiales, Aspergillaceae. The record is from RefSeq and is a predicted model, not a curated record. Bases 1 to 816 code for a protein of 271 amino acids.
AUGAGAGUUCUAUUCCACCAGGCUAUGAUCCCAAUUCAUCAAGGGAACAUCAAUCUGGAUAUCAACAUCCACAUCUUCACAGGAUCCAGUGGUCUAGUAUACCCCUAUCUGCCAUCUCCAAAUCCCGAAUUCGUGUUCAACCAAAACCCCCAUCUUGUCAACUAUCCGUCUCAAAUUUCCGUCUAUCAACAACUUCGAUGUGAGCCGAAAGCUGCGAAACAAAACAGCAUUUUGCCUUGUACGACAUCAUCCAAACCUCCCCAAGGAGUACGUCGCAAAACCCCACCGAAGGGGGAACUAAUAGCGCACAAGAGGCACAAGAGAGACAUAGGUCCCACGACUCCCGGAUCUGUAUACACGAAGGAUCGUGCACCUGCCAAUACAUCGCCUAAGCAACAGCAACCACCUGAGGCGGAUACUAAAGUCGCGAAGGCAUCACUUCCGGUCCAUAAAGUCACGAUUUUGCAGAAUGUGAAGGAGCGCUACAAGGCGGUGUUUGAAAGUUUGUCCGGGAGGGAGGCCUCGGGGCUAUUAGGAGGAUGGAUGAAAGAUAUGAAUGACGGUGUAUCUGUGGCCUUUGACCCCCCUGAUUGUUGGCCGGAGACAGAACCGUUUGACCUCCCCGAGUAUCUGGAAGAAGAAGCCCCUGGAGUUAUAAUCAAAGUUCUCCUCCAUCUGGUUUGCGGUAAACACUGCCGAAAGGUUACAAAGCAGAAGCUCGAUCAGCUUCGCAACACGAUGGGAGGUCUUGACAUUCAACAAGAAAAGAAGUCAGAAUUGGAAAAGGUUAUGGAUUUGCACAAGGCAGCAGUAUGA